Messenger RNA from Poecilia reticulata (guppy), 861 nucleotides. It is a transcript of the gene tp53rk, whose product is annotated as TP53 regulating kinase. The record is from RefSeq and is a predicted model, not a curated record. Gene Ontology annotation, molecular function: ATP binding; protein serine/threonine kinase activity. Gene Ontology annotation, cellular component: nucleus; EKC/KEOPS complex; cytosol. Gene Ontology annotation, biological process: protein phosphorylation. NCBI's taxonomy places the organism in Eukaryota, Metazoa, Chordata, Actinopteri, Cyprinodontiformes, Poeciliidae.
GGCAAAAACAUUCUCUGUUGAGUGAACUCAGAGGAGCGACAUGGCGGUCCCACAGUUUCUCUCUACGGCGGAGUUGAUCAAACAAGGAGCAGAAGCUCGCUUGUAUCGGGCAGAGUUCUUAGGAAAGCCGACAAUAAUCAAAGAAAGGUUUCCUAAACUCUACCGACAUCCAGAGCUGCACGACAAGCUGAACUCUCGCAGAACAGCUCAUGAGGUCCGCUCCAUCCUGCGCUGCAGAAAAGCAGGUAUUCCGGCUCCAGCUGUCUACUUCGUGGACUACAAGUAUCACUGCAUCUUCUUGGAGGAAAUCGUUGGCUCCUCAACUCUGCGUGACCACAUCAACUCCGUUCAGCGGUGCGACUCCUGCGUGGACCGAGGCCUGCACGAGUUAGCUGAGAGAGUCGGUCAGAUCUUAGCCAAAAUGCACGAUGAGAACGUCAUCCAUGGCGACCUGACCACCUCCAACAUGCUGCUGAGGCGCGGGCCACAGGCCACAGAACCGGACCUCGUCUUCAUCGACUUCGGCCUGAGUUACAUUUCGGCUUUGCCCGAGGACAAGGGUGUGGAUCUGUUUGUCCUGGAGAAGGCUUUUCUCAGUACUCACCCCAACACAGACGUUUUGUUUGAGAAGCUGCUAAAGAGCUACGCUGCCACCUCCAAGAUGUCCGCGGCAGUCAUCAAAAAGCUUGACGAGGUACGGUUGAGAGGGAGGAAGAGGUCCAUGGUGGGGUGAUCAUGAAGGACGAACACUUACUUUGAGUUUGAGACAAGUGGUCAGUGAUUGGACAGGGAGAAGCUAUUAUUCUGUAUGUUGUGCUAUAAAUGAAAUAAACAGACUUGUCAAUAAAAUGUUGCAAGUUA